GCCGCACGUACGAUUGGGCGCCUUGUUAUUGUGUGAUAUGACAAGCUGACAAGAGACUGUUCAUGGGAUUUAAUGUUACUCCUGUAAUCUGAUCUGAGGAGGCUUAGUUUGUUGCAUCUGAUCUUUGAUGUACUCCCUUUGAUAUAUUUCCUUUGUCUUUCAUUGUACUGAUAGAAGUAAGAUUGUGUUGACUAAUUGGAAAGCAGCACCAAACGAAACCCCAUUCAGGAUGACGUAGCGUAUGGAAACAGGUUAAAACCAAGAGUUGUGGCCAUCCUAUACCAAGUAUAAUUUUUACUGCUACAUUUUGAGCUACAGGGCUGUCAUCAUGCUGUAUGUAUUUCUCGUGAACACGGGCGAAAUGCUGACAUUAGAUAUGGCUCUUACCAUGGAGAGUGUCCAGCAGCUUCAUGAUGCCCUGUCAGAGGAGUACCAGAUCCCGCAUGAGAAGCAGGUCUUACUGAUCAGUGGAGGGCAGAGUUUAGAUCCUCAGAUGAGGGUCUGUAGCUACAGUGCUGGCACAGAUACCAAUCCUAUCUUCCUGUUCAGUAAAGGAACCAUUGAGUCUGCUAAUCCACCUGUCACUACCAGUGUAUCUCAGGCCAGAGAAGACAACCUCAAACUACAAGUAGAGGGGCUCAAGAACCUACCUCCUAGCUACAGUGCUGUGGUGGCACGCACUCAGCUAGCACUGCAAUUCCAUGAGGUGGCGAAGGAGAAGUUGAGGCUUUGUGAAGGUUUAAUACACAACCAACAUCUACAGCAACAGGGCUGGAUGGCAGUCAUAGCCAACUUGGAUGACAUUACUAGUGCCUUUCAACAGAGAGCACAAGUGUUCCAGCAGAACAUGACAGACUUCCUAUCUGACAGACCAAACUUCCUUCAGCGUCUAGAAGAGUUUGGAGACAUCAUUGAGAUUCUUGAGAAGACGCCCCUUCUACCUUGUCUUAGAGAGGGGGACAGAGAGGGGGACAGAGAGGGGGUCAGAGAGGGGAUCAGAGAGGGGGUCAGAGAGGGGGAGAAGUCUCCGUCUCAUGUGAUGGACAGUGCACAGGACAGAGAGGUUUCACUCAUGAUGUGGAUCAGUAGACAGGAUCAGCGCAGCACUCUACAGCAGAUGGCUGGACAGUGCAGUAAAGUCCUGGAUCAGUUCAAUCAACCAGUCCUAGACAGUCUGGCCACUGAGAUUAAAGGAUGCUUAGAGGCUGUAAGCAACCCUGGAAUGAAGGAAAUCAAAGGUCUGGGAGAGAGACUAUUUGGACUAGAGCAGCUCUUACUACAAGCUCGUAAACUUCUCAAUGAACAAGCUGAAAUGGCUCAGGGACUUGUUCAGAACCAGACUCGAGCUAGUAACGUGAAAGAUCCCUCUGUAUUACCAGACCUGUGCUUGAGUCAUCAACAACAACUCACCGUCAUGUACAAGAAGCAUUUACAACUUACAGAUAUGAGCAGGAGAUGUGAGAUAGCAAAAGAAGAGCUCUGUCAGAAUCUACAUGUUAGAUUAAGAUGGGUGAUGUAUGUCGAGCAGCAGGUUAGCAGUGUGCAUGGUAAGAUGGUAGUAUACCAUGAAAACCUCAAGAGACUCCGCAAACGUCUAGAGAUCAUCCGUCAGGUUUGCAUGACACCCAGGCUCUAUGCGUCUGCAGUGGUAGAGGUCUGCAGGAGACGACAUUACAAUACAAAGUAUCAUGAGUGGUCUGGGAGAGUGAGUCAGACAUCAGUGUGUGAACACGAAGAAGAACUGAAGAGAAGAAAACAGUUUGCUUCCCUCAUGCACAAUCACUUCCUCAAUGCACUCUUCCCUGGAUUCUAUGAACUGCCUCCAACGUUUGCAACCACACCUCCUGGUAACUAUGACAACUCCCUACCCAAUAUCAUGGACAGAGACAUCCUUUUACUCAGGGAAAAGGUGCCUGAACUCGCUGAAAGUCUAGAGCUUCCAUCCGAUGAACACUUCUCCUGUGAUACCUCACAAUGUACCAAGCAGCUGCCACCUCGUCCACUCUCCACAGAGAUUGAAACUAGGACAGAACUCCUGUCUGAGGAGCCUACAGUUCCCUCAGACCCCCUUCAAGGACACUGCGAUCUAGCCUCCAUAGAGAGCCACUCUGACAGCACAAAAACACUCACAGAUGCCUUGGUUGAGGGUGAAAGACCAAUUAUAGGAAGGCAACUCAGCCAGCCCAGAUUACUAUCCCUAGAUAUGCUUCAGACAAAAGACACCCUUCAGUCUCCUGAGACUCCAGAGCUUGAUGCAAAGUUUGAGUCUGUUUAUAGAGAUGCGCCCUUUUCAUCUCUGCUUCCAGAAGUUGAUAGUGAGUUUCACUCAGCGAUCGGUAGUCCUAUGGAUGAGGGUCUGGUGAAGAAGGCUAAGAUGGAUCAGAUCCUGCCUGCUCUAAGACCUAUGGAGGAGAACCAGACCCUGAAAGAACAGCUCCAGGAGAGAGAGAAGAUCUUGGAGGAGCUUGAAGAGCGAAAGAUGGUCCUUGAGAAGAAACUGAGUGAUUCAGAGUGCAUGAUUGGUGACCUGCAGGAGAGCAUUAGCACUCGAUCUGAACGUCUGGAGGAAUCUCAGAACGUGGUGGACUGCCUAAACGAUGUCGUUCAGACACAUGUCACAGAGCUUAGGACAAAGUGUGAAAGUAUCAAAAAGUCUGUUGCAGAGACCAGGCAGCAGAUGAAGACAGAGGUUGUAGAAGCAAUGACUAAAAUCACAGAACAUUCAGCCCAGGUUUGCAAAGAUACAGAGAGAGUGCGUUUAUCCGCUGUUCAGAAAGCUGUUGGACAAGCUCAAGUAGGAUUUGAAAAAGAGAAGGAGAGGUUAGGCAGUCAGAUCUCUGAGCUUCAUGAACAAUUGGAGGUGGCUAAUCAAAGACUACAGGACCUAGAGUGUAAGGUCAGAGAAAAGGAGGAUAGUUCUGAGAUGCUCAAAUCAAAAUACCAGCAAGACUUGGAAGGGGUGAAGACGAAGAUGGAGGUGGAAGAGAAGCAGAUGAUUGCAUCCAUGAAGAUGGAAUUAGAGAUGGAGAUAGCGGAGCUGGAAGCAAACAUACAGGAGAAAGAGAAAGAGAUUAAACAGCUUCAAAUAGAAUCUGCUCAGAAGCAGGAGGAAAUGGCCAAGAAGUUCUGUGAAGAAAAGAUGCAGGAGCUUGAAUGCCUGAAGAAGGAGAUGGAAGCAAAGCACAAGAGUGAAUUAAACAAUCUUGAAAUGGCAUCCCAGAGCAUGCAUGUUGAUGAGUUUACAGACUUUAAGAAAUCCAGCAAAUUGCAGAUGGAGAGUGAGUUAGAAAAACAGAGGAAGCUUUUAGGGGAGGAGCACAGGGAAGUCAUUUGUAGGGUGGAGAAAGAAGCGGAAGAACGGUUUAGGAUAGCUAGGGAAGAGAUGCAUGCUUCUUGGCAGAAGACUGUGGAGGAAGAACAGAAGCAAGGUUUAGCUGUGAUGGAAGAACACCAGAAGAAGAUGGAGGAAAGAACCAGAGAGAUAGGUGAACAGAGGAAGAAUAUUGAGGAAGAGAAGAGGAAAUUGGAAGAGGAAUUGAAGGAAAAGUUCAAAAAAGAGUUGCAAGAGUUGCAGGAAUUGAACAGCAGGGGUAUGGAAGAAGUGAGGAAAGAACAGCAUGAAGAAAAGAUGGAAAGGAGACGAGUGGAAGACGCAGAAGCUGUUGAAAGGAUGAGAAAAGAGCUGGAGGAACAGUUUGAGGCCAGACUUGCUGAAGUGACGUCGUGUAGGGACAAACAUGAAGCUGAGUCAAGGAACCUUCAAGAUGCUCUGUCACAACUCCAGACUGAGAUGGGUCAGAAGGAGGAGGAGCUUAAUGCCAAGUGGGCGGAGUCCAUCGCCACGGAGAAGAAGAGCUUGGUGCUAGCUGCUUUGGAAGAGCAGAGGCAGGAGGAAGAGAAGAGGUUGAGAGCAUUGAGGCAGAGACUGGAGGAGGAGAAGCAGGAAGGCAUCAAGAUCGCCGUGGAGAUGGCCAAGUUUGAGCAAAGCCAAACUGAUACACAACAGGCUGCAUCCAUUUCAUCCACGGAGGGAAUGACAGAGAGUACAUCCUCAGCGCCCCCGUCCAGCAUCUCAGCAAGCCAACAACAAGUGUCAUUCAACAAGGCAAUUGCAAAGGUGUCUGCAACAAAGGAUAAACGCAUUGCAGAGCUGGAGGCAAGAGAGAAGGAAUUGGUAAAGGAGCAGCAUAGAUAUAAAGACACUAUUGAAAAGCUGCUGAUGGACAAGACAGACCUUGAUGUAGAACUCCAAGCUGCUCUAGCCAAGGCACAAGAAGGAGAAUGGCAAGCAAUCAGGGAGAAAGAAAGAUUGGAAGAACAGUUAAGGGCUGGAGGGAACGAAGAAGACAGAGGUAGCCCUGCUGAACUGGUUGUGUCUACACAAAGUGAUGGAUUGAUGGAGGUGACAGAGACCAGAGACCAACUCAAAGCUCUCCUACACACCAAAGAACAAGAAUGCCACACCCUCAAAAGACAACUGAUGCAUAUUAGGACGUCCUCACCUGGUGGUAGGAUGGAGAAAGUUGCAAUCUCUGACAUCAGCUUAGGAGAUUUGGUUUUCAUCUUCUUUCAAGAAGGACAAGAGAACUUCAUGGUAUACAGUCUAGAACCAACCCUCUAUUUCUUACACACUGAAUCACUUAGUGCUCUAGGCCUCAGGGCUACAGGACAGGCUGCAUCCAAGUUCAGUUGGAUCAUAGCUCGCAUUACUGAUAAGGAGUACUGCCAGGCCAAGAAGGCGCAGAAUAGAUUCAAGGUCCAAGUGGGUACAAAGUUCUACCGAGUCAAGGCAAUACGCUAUGAUCCAAAAGUUGAGCACAUCCUCCGCAAGUGAGUUCAUUACCUUGUCAAGACAAUACGCUAUGAUCCAAAAGUUGAGCACAUCCUCCGCAAGUGAGUUCAUUACCUUGUCAAGACAAUACGCUAUGAUCCAAAAGUUGAGCACGUCCUCCGCAAGUGAGUUCAUUACCUUGUCAAGACAAUACGCUAUGAUCCAAAAGUUGAGCACGUCCUCCGCAAGUGAGUUCAUUACCUUGUCAAGACAAUACGCCAUGAUCCAAAAGUUGAGCACGUCCUCCGCAAGUCAGUUCAUUACCGUGUCAAGGCAAUACGCUAUGAUCCAAAAGUUGAGCACGUCCUCCGCAAGUGAGUUCAUUACCUUGUCAAGACAAUACGCAAUGAUCCAAAAGUUGAGCACGUCCUCCGCAAGUGAGUUCAUUACCGUGUCAAGGCAAUACGCUAUGAUCCAAAAGUUGAGCACGUCCUCCGCAA
Messenger RNA from Strongylocentrotus purpuratus (purple sea urchin), 5271 nucleotides. RefSeq names its product RB1-inducible coiled-coil protein 1 (gene rb1cc1). Gene Ontology annotation, biological process: reticulophagy; autophagy of peroxisome; glycophagy. Lineage: Eukaryota; Metazoa; Echinodermata; Echinoidea; Camarodonta; Strongylocentrotidae. The record is from RefSeq and is a predicted model, not a curated record. Bases 329 to 4834 code for a protein of 1501 amino acids. Gene Ontology annotation, cellular component: phagophore assembly site membrane; Atg1/ULK1 kinase complex; extrinsic component of membrane. Gene Ontology annotation, molecular function: molecular adaptor activity; protein kinase binding. The transcript is spliced from 20 exons.